This is a messenger RNA of Propithecus coquereli (Coquerel's sifaka), 735 nucleotides long. RefSeq names its product claudin 16 (gene CLDN16). The record is from RefSeq and is a predicted model, not a curated record. Gene Ontology annotation, biological process: bicellular tight junction assembly; cell adhesion. NCBI's taxonomy places the organism in Eukaryota, Metazoa, Chordata, Mammalia, Primates, Indriidae. Gene Ontology annotation, cellular component: plasma membrane; bicellular tight junction. Gene Ontology annotation, molecular function: structural molecule activity.
CUUCUUCGGAGGGGGAGGAGAAUAGCUUACUUUCCCUAGAGGGCCUGAGAAAGAUCAGUUUACAGACUCCAGCAUAGGGUAGGACCCUUCCUCUUUCCCUAUGUCUUGGUGGUGGCAUCUGGUGACCAUCAGCUUGCAUUAGCUCACAGUUGGGGCAGAAAACAUUACCAGGGCUCCUUCUCUUCCCCACCUAAAACAUACUCAGUCCUUUCACUGACCUGGCUUCUGAUUGGAGGUUGGUUGCUUCGGAUAAUGACCUCCAGGACCCCACUGUUGGUUAGAGCCUGUUUGUAUUAUUCUUACUGCAACUUAAGAUGCCUGCAGGGGGGUGUGAGAAAAGGUAAAAGACUGGUGUUUUCACAUCCCCAGGUACCAGAAGCAGAAGACUCACAGUGUUCCAGCUACGAGGGGGCCCAAGGUGAUAUCUGCCCAUGUUGCCUUCCAGACUGGCUACUUGCCACGAUGAGGCAUCUUCUUCAGUAUGUCGCCUGCUUCUUUGCCUUUUUCUCUGCUGGGUUUUUGAUUGUGGCCACCUGGACAGACUGCUGGAUGGUGAAUGCUGAUGAUUCCCUGGAGGUGAGCACAAAGUGCCGCGGCCUCUGGUGGGAGUGCGUCACAAAUGCUUUCGAUGGGAUUCGCACCUGUGAUGAGUAUGAUUCUAUAUUUGCGGAACAUCCCUGUACGUAUGCCUUAAACCUCUCUACUUGCCGGGAAGGCAAUGCCACAGAAAACUGA